AUGAAGUUGGAUUUUCCUUCUAUGUCAUUAUUGGGGUUAUUUCUUGUGUGUUUGGUGGGUGGUACACAUGGAAUUUCAUCAUGUACACAGUCGGACUCUUGUACAUGUAAAUCUGAUACAGGAGGAGUGAUAGAUCUGAAACCAUUGGCUAAUAAUGAUAAUACACCAAAGUACCAAGAUGUUGAUAGUCCCACAGCUGGCCAGCAAUACUCCUACAAUCCUUGCUAUGGUUUUGAUGAGGGGACUUGCUCUGGUGUUGCAUCCUGUGAGAAUGUUGGACCAAAUUCAUACUAUGAUGCUGGAACUCCAACCACUGCCACAUUUGCGGUUGAGAAAGGUUCAGAUUUAAAACAGCUGGCCCCAAUGGACAUACCUGAUGAUAACCUUGUCACCAUCACAUAUACUUCUUCAGAUAUAACCAGACAGACCAAAGUGAUUCUAAUAUGUGAAGGCACAGAGAAGUUCUCAGUGGAUGCAUUGCUCACAAAUCCUGACACAACCUAUCAAUGGUUGUAUAUCUACGUGCUGAGGGCCCCACAAGCAUGUCCCGGGGGUGGAGGAGGAUUGAGUGCAGGAAGCAUUCUGUGUAUUGUGUUUGUUUCAUUCCUCAUUUUAUAUCUUCUCGUUGGGUUUAUUGUGACAACAUUUGUACAGAAGAAGGAAGGAAAAGAGAGAAUACCUAAUUCACACUUCUGGUUUGCUCUGCCCAUCAUGGUAAAGGAUGGCACUGUUUUUGUUAUAUCCAAAAUACCUGGUAUAGGAGCAAAAACACAAGGCUACAAAUAUGAUAAUAUCUAAGAAUGACGUCGCUUGAUGGACAGCAUAUUAUUCGGAGAGUGACUAUUUCACAAAAAUACCUUGAAUAAAAAUUCCCAAAGGGGCUGUCUCAAAAGUUUCAUGCCUCAUAAUUCUUGAUAUUUUUGAGAAAUACCAUCUUGGUCUUGAUGAAAAAUCUCGGACUUUCUCAAUGGAGAGAAGCGGAUUUGGCUUAAUGGCAUGAUGAUAUAUACUGGAGUAAUUUAAUAUUUU
Messenger RNA from Owenia fusiformis, 1029 nucleotides. The record is from the annotation of a GenBank genome assembly. Lineage: Eukaryota; Metazoa; Annelida; Polychaeta; Sabellida; Oweniidae.